AUAAAAUUUAUUUUUUAAUUACAAAUUUCCAUAUUCAGGUACACAAAAGAAAAAGAGCAAGCUCUGACUGAGCUCACCACGAAAACCAACCAUGCUCCUUACUACAUCCAAUUGCUUCUCUUCUUCUUGCUCUUUGCUUUCUUCUCUUUCUCGAAAGCCCAUCUUUCUCUUUUCAAAAAAACCGCGAGUGAGCUGCUGCGUGAGUAGUCGAACUCGGUCGAGUCGACUUUGUAGAGCGAGUCUCAUUACCAGCCCUGACUCAUUCGAGGUGGGCCGACUAAUUGGUAGCUACGGGUUCAUGAAUGUUACUAGCUAUUCAGGGUUUCAGGCAGGGGCAGAUGUUGAAUAUUCAUCUGGAGAUUUGGGACAAUUAAGAGUUCAAGAUGUUGGAGAAGGGAGUGUAAAAAUCAGGCUUUACGAAGGAAGAAUAGCUAAGGGUCCAUUUAAAGGCACACCGGUGAUAUUUAAGGUUUACCCUGGACAGCGAGCUGGUGGUCUUGAGGCUGAUAUGAUGGCAGCCAACGAGCUCAAUGCUCAUGCUUUACUCCAGAAUAGUUCUGAAGGUAUAUGUAAGAAUCUUCUGUUACUUCUUGGUGGAUUUGAGACAAAAACAGGGGAGCAGUGGCUUGCCUUCCGCGGUGAUGGUAAAUAUAGUGCAGCAGAUUUUGCUAAGGUGACUAGUGAGAAAAUAUCCAGAGCCCGUUCUCUAGAGGAAAAGUCUUGGAAUCCUUUUGAGCAAGAGCAAGCAUUUAAACGCAAAGCAUACUUUGUCAUUAGGCUAUUCCAGGGUGCUAUGAGUGGUUUAGCCUACAUGCAUGAUCAUGACAGAUUGCACCAGAGUCUUGGACCCGCUUCUGUUGUUCUCAAUACGAUAGUAGAAAGAGAUGCUGCUUAUUUGGUUCCAAGGCUUCGAGAUCUAGCCUUUUCUGUUGACAUCAGAUUUUCAUAUUUGGAAGAAGGACCUAAAACAUUCUCAGAGGAUCUUUGGAGAAGGGCAUCUUCUGCUGGUGCAUUCACACCUAUGGAGAGAAGAGCCUUUGGAAUUGCAGAUGACAUAUAUGAAGCAGGUCUUCUUUUUGCAUACUUGGCUUUUGUUCCAUUUUGUGAAGCAGGGAUCAUGGAUAGCCUUUCAUUGCAACGACUUUUGGAAAGCACUUUCAAACUUGAUCUCACAGCUACAAGAGAGUAUUGUUUGGCAGAUGAUCGCUUGUUAGAAGCUGUCAAAUUUCUAGAUCUUGGUGCUGGUGCUGGUUGGGAAUUACUUCAGGCAAUGCUGAAUCCAGACUUCCGAAAACGGCCAAUUGCGGAAGCUGUUGUCAAUCAUCAGUUCAUGACUGCUAAUGUUUUUUGAGUUCCAAUGAUUUAAGUUACAUAUAUGCUCUCCGCUCCUGCCUUCGUGAUAGGAACGUGUAAUUCAUUGGUGCUGCAUUGUACGCUACUUUUGAAGGAAGAAUGACGAAUAGUCCAGGUGAAAGUAGAGAAGAAACAGAAGAGAAAAACUGUGCUUAUGUGUGUAUGCAUGCGUGUGAGAGUGGUUGCCUUUUGAAGGCUAUUAAAAUGGUGAGAUGGAAACUCUCUUUAAGCUUAGACGUGGAAUGCCAUUGCCGAGAAGAUAACAUUCCUGCGUUUAGUAUAUCUGAAAAAGCGGCGGGCGGCGCUUGAAAAUGAUAAACUCACAUUUUAGCUACCAACUCUCUUCUUGUAUAUAAAUUGAACUCUGAAAUAGCAAAACAGUAGAACAGGGUAAAGAAACUGUCGCAGCAACUAGGAAAGGAAAGCAUAUUGCCUGGUAUUGUCUUCCACUCCACGUAUAUGGAGAUAAUGCUAGACGAGUAUCUCCUAAGCCCAUUGUUCUCACUUCCCUGAUACAGACUUGCAAUGUAUAUUUUAUGAAACUCUCUUCUUUCUGUCUGUAUUUCUCUCAACGAAAUCAUUGUCAGAAAUACAAAUUAGUUUUGUUUUCA
This is a messenger RNA of Theobroma umbraticum, 1964 nucleotides long. RefSeq names its product Protein kinase superfamily protein. Gene Ontology annotation, molecular function: protein kinase activity; ATP binding. The record is from RefSeq and is a predicted model, not a curated record. Gene Ontology annotation, biological process: protein phosphorylation. Gene Ontology annotation, cellular component: chloroplast. NCBI's taxonomy places the organism in Eukaryota, Viridiplantae, Streptophyta, Magnoliopsida, Malvales, Malvaceae.